UUCCCUUCUGUUUGCUUCCGACUUCACCGUGGCUGAGUCGAUUGAACUCCAGCGCAUUCAAAACAUGGCGCCAGACAGGGGCUCCGCGUCGCUGCAGGAUGAAAGAGCCGGACAGGGUCAAGAGACGGACGCGAUGCUGGGUCGUAGCGCAACAGGCACGAGCGGGUAUCUGGCUGAGCGGGCGUCGCAGCCACAGAACUUUACGCUUCGCGGUGUUUUGGUCGGCUUGGCAAUCGGCGUGGUGAUUUGCUUCUCCAAUAUGUAUUUUGGGUUGCAGACGGGCUGGGUCAGCGGCAUGUCUAUGCCCUCGGCGCUCAUUGGAUUCGCAUAUUUCAAGGUCGUUGCCAGAACGCUCAAGCUGCCGUUUACGCCCGUCGAAAAUGUCCUGAUCCAAUCCGUCGCGGGAUCAGUCGGCACCAUGCCUCUCGGAUGCGGGUUUGUGGGCGUCAUCCCGGCACUGAACUACCUGCUAAAACCGGAAGAGAAUGGACCGCUCGACAUUAGUCUCUGGAAGUUGAUUGUCUGGGCUGUGGGCAUCUGCUUUUUUGGCGUCGUCUUUGCGGUUCCGCUGAGGAAAGAGAUGAUCAUCAGGGAGAAACUGAAGUUUCCGAGUGGGACCGCUACUGCACUUUUGAUCAGGGUACUCCAUGGAGAUGAGAAUUCGAAGAGCAUGGUCGCUCGCCAGCAAGAGCAGUCUGAUAAUGGAGAGACUCAGGGGCUAUUACAGGGGCCGAGCACGCAGCGGGAAGAGCAUGACCUCAUGCCAUCCAUCGACGACAACCUGAAGGAGCCCGAAGACGAGGGUGAUUGGAAGGCAAAGAUCCGGCUACUACUAAUCUCUUUUGCUGGAUCUGCUCUCUACACCGUCGUAUCCUACUUUAUUCCGCAACUGCACGACAUUCCUGUUUUUGGUCUCACGCUGGCGCAGAAGUGGCUAUGGACGUUGAACCCUUCACCAGCGUACGUCGGCCAAGGCAUUAUCAUGGGGCCUGCAACGACACUGCACAUGCUUUUGGGAGCCAUCAUCGGCUGGGGCAUCCUCUCGCCGCUCGCAAAGCACAAAGGAUGGGCUCCGGGGCCUGUCUCUGACUGGACAGACGGCUCGAAAGGGUGGAUCGUGUGGAUAUCACUCGCCAUCAUGCUGGCAGAUUCACUCGUCAGCCUAGGGUGGUUGAUCCUGCGACCACUCAUUACAAUUGCCAGAGCAUACUACCCAUCUGCGCGAGAGCAUUUCCAGUCUCAUACCUGGAAAGAGAUUCUUACGUUCAAUAUCACGUCCAACCAACAGUACACUCAAAUUGGUCAUGGUACAGACCCGUUGACAUCUAUCAAACAGCACCUCGCAGCAGACUCGGACCCCGAUGCGCCGCCCGAGCAUCUCAUUUCCAACCGCACCACCAUCAUCGGGCUCGUCGUGUCCUUGGUUCUCUGCGCUAUCGCCGUUCACGUGACAUUCCCCGGCCUGAUCCCCUUCCGCCUUACGCUGCUAUCGCUGGUGCUUGCGCUCCUCCUUUCCAUCAUGGGAGUUCGCGCUCUGGGCGAGACAGACCUCAACCCUGUGUCUGGCAUUUCCAAGCUCACCCAGCUCGUCUUUGCGCUCGUCACGCCAACCACCGGACCCGGAGCCAAGAAUGCAGUCAUUAUCAACCUCGUUGCGGGCGCAGUCUCCGAGUCUGCGGCGCUGCAAGCUGGCGAUCUCCUGCAAGAUCUCAAGUGUGGUCACCUCCUGGGCGCGGCACCGAAUGCACAGUUCUGGGGCCAGAUGAUUGGCUCAGCAGUCGGUGCCGUGGUGUCGGCGGUUGUAUACAAGUUAUAUACAAACGUGUACACUAUCCCUGGAGGACUGUUCGAGGUGCCAACAGGCUACGUGUGGGUCUUUACCGCGCGACUAGUGACGGGCAAGGGGCUCCCGCCCAUGGUUAAAGAAUGGGCGAGCGGAGCAGCCGUCAUCUUCGCAGCCAGCACCAUGAUCAGGGUGUGGGGCAACAACCGCAAGCAGAGAGGUCUAAGCGGGUGGUGGAUUGACUUUGUGCCCGGCGGGAUUGCCGUGGCUGUCGGCAUGUACAAUACGCCAUCUUUCACACUUGCACGCACAAUAGGGGGCCUCAUUAGCUUGUGGUGGCGCCGCUGGAAGGGCAGGACCGAGACGCCUAUUAUCGUGCUUGCGAGUGGGCUGAUCCUGGGUGAGGGGCUGUUUAGCAUCAUGAACCUCUUGUUGGCUAGCCUGAAUGUGCCGCAUUUGUAGCGUUUCGUGAGCACUGCCUGGGUAGAUUAUGGGAGCAGGAAACCCUGAUUCAUUUAUGCAUUCC
Exserohilum turcica Et28A is the source of this 2309-nucleotide messenger RNA. RefSeq lists its product as uncharacterized. Gene Ontology annotation, molecular function: oligopeptide transmembrane transporter activity. Gene Ontology annotation, cellular component: fungal-type vacuole membrane. Bases 65 to 2245 code for a protein of 726 amino acids. The transcript has 2 exons. NCBI's taxonomy places the organism in Eukaryota, Fungi, Ascomycota, Dothideomycetes, Pleosporales, Pleosporaceae. The record is from RefSeq and is a predicted model, not a curated record.